AUGAAUAUAAAGUGCAAAAAGUGUGGUCGUGAUUUCAGUUCAUCGAAGUAUAAAUUCUGUCCAAAUUGUGGAAAUGCCUUUACCGAUACCGAUAGUAAAACAAUCGACUCCAAACAGCGACGUUCUUGCGAUACAUUCGAACAGUUCAAAGCAAAAAAAAGCCAACAACGUGCUACAUUCUUUCGGGGAAAAACCAAAAGUUCUACUCCCCAAAAUAAAGACGUUCUGAUCAAUAUUGGUGUUAUGAAGUACGACCGUGAUUCUCUGGAUUCCUCCAACGAGUAUACACCUAUCAGAGGGAAGUCAUUGCCUUUAAAAAUAAAGAAAGAAGCAAAUUACGCCCAACUUUUGACAGCGGCAUUAGUGAAAAGAAAGGCAUACGAUCAAGCCUUUAAUGAAAAACUAGACUGGAACAUUCAUUAUCCUGAUGGGCAGAUAGCGUUGAAUUUACCAGGGCAGACUGAAUCACCAUUUCGUCUUUGCGAUUAUAAGGAGGAUCUUGGAAAGAAUUAUUCUAGAAUAACUCUAUAUUUGUGCACAGAAAGUGCUGACGAAAACACAGAAAGUGUAGAGAAAGAUAUGUUUAUUUCAAGUAGUGAUGGCAACGAAUAUGAUCAAUCAAUGGAUGUGAAAACCAGUCAAAACAACACGGAUAAAAACCCAUCAGAUGCAGUUACAUAUGUCCAAAGCACCUCUGAUCUAACAUACCAUGGAACCAAUGAAGGUCCAAGCACAUCAACAUUGAUGCAAGAUGAUGUUGACUGGUUGUAUGCAUCUUUAUUUGUUAUGUGAUGAAACUGACUUUGUUGAUUUUGAAGGCAUGAGUGAUGUUGAUGUUGAAUUAGAUCAAAACAACAAAUCUCCCAUUUCCCAGCUGUCUACACAGCCACUGCCAGAUAUACUUAAAAAUCUAUCCAGUGUCAUUAAUUCAGAAUCUAUAUCAAAAUUCAACAUUAGCCGUAGCCAUUUGUGGGAGGGUACUGUUAGAGGUUUAACCAGAAAAUCGUUUUCUCCAAACAACAAGGUUUCCAUUAAAUUUUGUGAUGAUGUUGGUGCCACUGAAGGGGCUAUAGAUGCAGGGGGGCCCAAAAGAGAAUUUUUCACCUUGGUUUUAGAUUGGUUAAUGAACUCACAGCUCUUUUCUGGAAGUGAUCAUUGUAAAUAUCUUUCCUGUCAUGCUAAUUCUCAAGCUAGUGAUCAUUAUUUUUAUGCUGGACAAGUAGUGGCAAUGUCCCUUGUUCAUAUGGUGGUCCUGGGUUUUCCUGUCUCUCACCAAGUCUUUAUCAAUGCAUUUUAGAUGGCCCAAAUAAUGUUUCUGUUAGUGUAAGUGAUGUUUAUGACUUUGAAUUGAAGUCUAACUUGGAAAAAUUAUUAAAUGCCAAGAGCACUGAUGAGGCAAACACAAUGAUUAACAGUUCUCCUCUAAGCACACUCCUAUGUCUUGCAGGAACCUUCAAAUUCAUAUCAUCCCUGGAUGAUAUAUCAACACUAGUUCAGCAAACUGUUAAAUGGUUCUUAUUUGGCAGGUCACAUUUUUCUCAAGAACAAUUUGUUAAAGGGCUGUCUGUGUUAGGAGUUUAUGAGUCUAUGUUGAAAAAUCCUGAUUCUUUCCACCCAGCCUUUUGCUACUCACCUCAGCAACUGAAUGCUGAAAUUAUGUCAGAAUUGUUUCAAACUAAGUUUAGUGAGGUCGGGUCUAAUCGUCAUUGCUGUGAAUCCUUGGUCAUAUCACACUGGAAUGAUUUUUUGCUAGAUGCAUGUUGAAGAGAGGGAGGGAACAGAAGUAACAUUUCAUGAUAUUCUCUUUUUUACUAGUGGCUGUAAAGUUAUACCACCAUUUGGCAUAAAAUUGUUUUUAGAGUUUCUACAUAAUCCUAAAAAAUGGUAAAAUGUCUAAUUUCCCAAAAGCUAACACAUGUGCUUGUAUUCUCAGUUUGCCCAUCACCCAUAGCUCAUAUGAUAUGUUUAAGGAGGAUCUUUCAUUUGCUUUCCUUAACACACGCGGAUUUGGGGAACCGUAAUUUGAUACACAUAGGACACUGUGUCUGCAAUAUAUAAAUACAAAAGUUGAUAUUGACAUGUUCAGAUUAUGACAUUAAAUAAUACCUAGCAGUAAAGACAGUUUGUCAGUUUACUUACUGGUAUUUACUAAUGAGUAUAUAUUAUACUAAAUUAAGUGAGGCUGAUGUGACACUAAAGGAAACCAA
Messenger RNA from Dendronephthya gigantea, 2207 nucleotides. RefSeq lists its product as uncharacterized. Bases 1 to 792 code for a protein of 263 amino acids. NCBI's taxonomy places the organism in Eukaryota, Metazoa, Cnidaria, Anthozoa, Malacalcyonacea, Nephtheidae. The record is from RefSeq and is a predicted model, not a curated record. The transcript has 2 exons.